UUCUUUCCCACAAUCCUUUGCGCUUAAAUAAAUUAGGUUAGCAAGCCGGCACUUUUGCGUUAGUCACAGAACCACGGAGAAAAUAUGUCCAGACCAAGAGUUUUCUUUGAUAUCGCCGCUAAUGGCAAGGGUAUUGGUCGUAUUGUAAUGGAACUGCGUCCUGAUGUAGUCCCUAAAACAUCGGAGAACUUCCGUGCUCUAUGUACAGGUGAAAAGGGCUUUGGCUACAAGGGAUCUACGUUCCACAGAAUAAUCCCUGGUUUCAUGUGUCAAGGGGGAGACUUCACAGCACACAAUGGCACUGGAGGAAAAAGUAUCUAUGGAAACAAGUUUGAAGAUGAGAACUUCCAGCUGAAGCACACAGGACCAGGUAUUUUAUCCAUGGCCAAUGCAGGCCCCAACACCAAUGGCAGUCAGUUCUUUAUCUGUACGGAGAAGACCACUUGGCUAGAUGGUAAACAUGUUGUGUUCGGACAGGUCGUCGAGGGCAUGGAUGUCGUCAAGAAGAUGGAAGGAUUAGGAUCCCAGAGUGGAAAAACAUCACAGAAAGUUACAAUUGAAAAUUGUGGCCAGCUAUAAAUAUAUAUUAUUUCAAGAAAAAUUCUUAGUAAUCAGCCACUCUUAUGAUGAGAGCAUACUGAACACUACCUAACUGUGACAGUGCUAAAACAAGUGCUUAUUUCUGCAGAUUUAGACCUAUUGUAAUCACAUAAACAUUCACUAGCUUUUAUGUACUUUUUAAGAUUCAGAGACUAAUCAUGUGAUCUUUUUUGUUUACAUUUAAUGGUCUUUUUAUAAGUUAGAUAUUUCAUUUGAUAUUAGUUUUGAAAAAGGUUGUUGUCGUGGAUUACAUUCUGGAAGAUCUGUAUCAGAGGUGAAAUAUUCGGAAAUAAAAUUUCUUUUCUUAA
Molecule: messenger RNA, 908 nt
Organism: Saccostrea cuccullata (small rock oyster)
Lineage: Eukaryota; Metazoa; Mollusca; Bivalvia; Ostreida; Ostreidae
Product: peptidyl-prolyl cis-trans isomerase-like
Exons: 3
Coding region: 85-579 (164 amino acids)
Biological process (GO): protein folding; protein peptidyl-prolyl isomerization
Cellular component (GO): intracellular membrane-bounded organelle
Molecular function (GO): peptidyl-prolyl cis-trans isomerase activity
Source: RefSeq, a predicted model, not a curated record